Messenger RNA from Daucus carota subsp. sativus, 846 nucleotides. RefSeq lists its product as uncharacterized. Bases 1 to 846 code for a protein of 281 amino acids. The transcript has a single exon. The record is from RefSeq and is a predicted model, not a curated record. NCBI's taxonomy places the organism in Eukaryota, Viridiplantae, Streptophyta, Magnoliopsida, Apiales, Apiaceae.
AUGGCUUUUAAAUCCAUCAUUCUCUUUCUGCUUUCUAACAUCAUGUUUUUGAGUCCCAUGCAUGCAGAUUUAUUUCGAAAUCUGCAUUUGCCAGGUCUGGUUUUUGCCUCAACACCAAGUCCUCAACUUUCAGGUCUGACAUUGGCUCCGGCCCCAAGUGAUAAUUGUCCAGUACCAAGUCCAGCGCCUUCAGAUGCAGACAUGACAAGGAAUCCCACGCCUUUGGACCCAGACAUUGUCACAGCCCCAAGUCCUGAACCUUCAAGUCGGAGAAUGGCCUUAGUGGCAGCUGAUAUAUGGCCAGCCCUAGGCCUGGCUCCUUCGGACACAGAUAUGGCCCCAGCACCAAGUCCUGCACCUUCAAGCACAGAUAUGGCCCCAGCACCAAGUCAAGCACCUUCAAGCACGGGUAUGGCCCCAGCACCAAGUCAAGCACCUUCAAGCACGGGUAUGGCCCCAUCACCAAGUCCUGCACCUUCAAGUCUAAGCAUGGAAACGUUUCCCCUAUCAGUGCACCCGGGCUCACCUGCCAUGGGUCCAGUACCAGAUUCCGACCCUUUUGAUAUGGGCAUCCAUUUACCACCAGAUCUUGCCAAGGAGACUUUAAAUCUAGACUGUACCGGCUGUAGAAUAGAUCCUUUUGCUCUUGCAGCCUGCGGGAAUCUUAUAAACGGUACUUUAAAACCUGAUACUUUAAAUCUUUGUUGUUCAGCAUUAAGCUCCCUCUCAAGACAAGACGCUUCAGUUUGCCUCUGCCAUGCCAUUAAGAUAGAGGCAUUGGUAAUUGCUGAUUUUGAUGUCCCGGAUGCAAUAAGGAAAGCAUUGGCUGGGUGCCGCAAAUAUUGA